Molecule: messenger RNA, 1674 nt
Organism: Sorex fumeus (smoky shrew)
Lineage: Eukaryota; Metazoa; Chordata; Mammalia; Eulipotyphla; Soricidae
Gene: PPCS
Product: phosphopantothenoylcysteine synthetase
Exons: 3
Coding region: 26-961 (311 amino acids)
Biological process (GO): coenzyme A biosynthetic process
Cellular component (GO): cytoplasm; nucleus
Molecular function (GO): phosphopantothenate--cysteine ligase activity
Source: RefSeq, a predicted model, not a curated record
GCAGGCGCGGGCGCGCCCGGGACUAAUGGCGGAAGCGGACCUGGUCGCCGAGUUUCCCCGGCCGGCCGGGGCUGCUCGCUGGGCCGAGGUCAUGGCUCGCUUCGCCGCGGGGCUGGGCGCGCAGGGCCGCCGGGUGGUGUUGGUCACGUCCGGCGGCACCAAGGUCCCGCUGGAAGCGCGGCCGGUGCGCUUCCUGGACAACUUCAGCAGCGGGCGGCGCGGGGCCACUUCGGCCGAGGCCUUCCUGGCCGCCGGCUACGGGGUCCUGUUCCUCUACCGCGCCCGCUCCGCCUUCCCCUUCGCCCACCGCUUCCCUCCCCAGACCUGGCUGUCCACCCUGCGGCCCUCGGGGCCCGCGCGCUCCGGCCUGCUCAGCUUGGAGGCCGAGGAGAACGCCCUCCCGGGCUUCGCGGCGGCUCUGCGGAGCUACCAGGAGGCGGCUGCCGCGGGCACCUUCCUGGCCGUAGAGUUCACCACUCUGGCCGACUAUCUGCAUCUGCUGCAGGCGGCGGCGCAGGCCCUCAGUCCGCUAGGCCCUUCUGCGAUGUUUUACCUGGCUGCGGCCGUGUCAGAUUUCUAUGUUCCUGUCUCUGAAAUGCCUGAACACAAGAUCCAGUCAUCUGGGGGCCCACUGCAGAUAACAAUGAAGAUGGUACCAAAAAUGCUUUCUCCUUUGGUUAAAGACUGGGCUCCCAAAGCAUUCGUAAUUUCUUUUAAGUUGGAGACGGACCCUUCCAUCGUAAUUGAUCGGGCACGGAAUGCUUUGGAUGUUUACCGGCAUCAAGUGGUGGUGGCUAAUAUCCUUGAGUCGCGAAGAUCCUUUGUGGUUAUUGUCACCAAAGACUCAGAAACUAAGUUAUUGCUAUCAGAAGAAGAAGAAGAAAAAGGUGUAGAGAUAGAAGAGAAGAUAGUGAAUGAUCUUAAGUCUCGACACACAGCUUUUAUGUGCGACAAAAACUGAAAAAGCCUUUCGUAGAGGAUGAAAACUUGUUCAGUGGACCAGGGCUGACAGACGGUGAGAACCAGAAUAAGUCCUUUGCUUUCGUAAAUUCAGAAUGAAAGGAAAAAACAGUGAUUAAUCUUCAGGGUUUUGCUUUGGUAUUUGUCUUCUCAAGGCCGUUUUAUACUCACUGAAAAUGAGAACAAAGGCAAAACCAUUAUGACUGAACCGGCUAACAUAUGUCUGGAUAUGAUCUUGAAUUUGAAAAUGAACACAGACAGUUUCUCACUUUUUUCAGAGGAGCUUAUUGGAAAUUGUAUCUCUCAAAAUAUAUCUGUGAGGGCUGAAAAUCUUCAUACUGUAAAAGAAUUAAAGAGAGAGGAGUGAUAGGACAAUGGGGAGGGUGUCUGUCUUGCACUCGGCCGACCCGGAUUCAGUCCCCGGCAUCUCGUAUGGUCCCAUGAGCACCGCCAAGAGUAAUGCCUGAGUGUAGAGCCAGGAGAAAUCCCUGAGUAUCGAUGGGUGUGACCCAAAACAGGAAAAAAAAAAAAGAAGGAUGUAUAAAUGAUCUUUGAAAAUCAAACAUUUAUUGGUAUCUACUAUAUGCUAGGCUGUGGGAAUUACGAGGAUUCAAGAAAUGAAUAAAUGUGUAGUCUGGGACAUGAAUCUAUAAAAAAAAAAUUAAGUGCAAUAAAUAAACAAUGUGCCCAAAAACUGAUGCAGUAGAAAGGAUG